AUGGUCCAUACACGGGAGGACCUGGGUCAGUUGACUGCUGGCGACAUUUCAGGCACCAUGAGCUGUAUUCACACGGUGCAGGAGUUCUGCGACAGAUACGGAAAAUGGCUCCUACAGAGAGAGUCUGAGCUGAAGAGGAUGCGGGACAUCAGGGACAGAGCGGAGAAGAUCAAUCUCACAACUGACCACUUCCUAAAAUCAAAAACCAAGAUGAAGGCCUUCUGGGAGUAUGUGUGGAGCAAGGUGACCAAGGUAACUGCGAGGAAAAGGGCCCAGAAGCUGGAGAAGGAGCUGGGAUGCCUGCUCCAAGACACCUUGGAGGGGCUUGAGAAGCUGACCCAGUUCCUGCAGGCUGUGGAGAUGCUGGCGGUCACGUCGCUCUCCGUCUUCGAGGAGGAGAAUCCGGUGUGCCAGCUCCCUGAGGGGGUGAGCGCUGAUGCCGUUCGUUCAGUCAUCACCGCCGCCAGGGGAGCCUGUCCCCUUUUGAUCCAUUUCCAGAGAGACGACGGCAAAUUCUUUCGGCCCAGCCUGGUGAACGUGGACCUGCUGGCUUUCCAGCUGGACAAAUACUUGAGGCUUUCCCAGGAGUUGUGUGAGAAGCUCCAGAAAAGGGAGGAACCGGAUCAGCUGGCUGCUGGCUACAUUUCAGGCACCAUGAGCUGUAUUCACACGGUGCAGGAGUUCUGCGACAUACACUCAAAAUGGCUCCUACAGAGAGAGACAGAGCUGAAGAGGAUGCGAGACAUCAGGGACAGAGCAGUGAAGAUCAACCUCACAACUGACCACUACAAAAAAUCAAAAAACAAGCCGAAGGCCUUCAGGGAGUUUAUGUGGAGCAAGGUGACCAAGGUAACCGCGGGGAAAAGGGCCCAGAUGCUGGAGAAGGAGCUGGGAUGCCUGCUCCAAGACACCUUGAAGGGGCUUGAGAAGCUGACCCCGUUCCUGCAGGCUGUGGAGAUGCUGGCGGUCACGUCGCUCUCCGUCUUCGAGGAGGAGAAUCCGGUGUGCCAGCUCCCUGAGGGGGUGAGCGCUGAUGCCGUUCGUUCAGUCAUCACCGCCGCCAGGGGAGCCUGUCCCCUUUUGAUCCAUUUCAAGAGAGACGACGGUGAAUUCUUUCAGACCAGCCUGGUGAACGUGGACCUGCUGGCUUUCCAGCUGGACAAAUACUUGAGGGUUUCCCAGGAGCUGUGUGAGAAGCUCCAGAAAAGGACAAAGAAAGCCCCAUGCCCAAAUUUGACCAACGAAGCCAUUCAGAACAUGUAUGAACAUUUGACUGACCUGACGAGCAUCAGAUUAGACCGGCACUUCAGGAUGACCUACCUGUUCAGGGGAUCAGCCCAGGGGUUCAUCGGCCUGUUCAGCCACCGCUGCUCCAGGAUGCAGCAGUUCCUGGUGGCUCUGGAGGAAGAAGCAGUGCAGCUGGACAGGAUGAAGAUGAGGGCCAGCAUCUCCAGAGUGGCGGGCAACAGUGUAGGCUUUGUGGGAGGCAUUGUGUCCAUCGCGGGCCUGGCUCUGGUCCCUGUCACGGCGGGGGCAUCGCUGACCCUCACGAUGGUCAGCACGGGGUUGGUGGUCACCAGUGUCGUGAACAGCUUCGUUUCAGGUACCACCGAAUUAUUGGUCAACACUCACCACGGGAAAAAGAUCAAUAAAAUCUUCCAGAGCUACUUUGAAGAUGUGGAGACUAUGCUGGAGUGUCUGGAGCAAGCGGCCAGGUGCAUUAUUUGCAACAUGGUGCCAGAUGGGCUGGAUGUUCCGACAGUUGUUGAGAAGGCCACCAAAACCGCAUGUUCUGUGAGAGAAGGGAUAAAAACCAUUGUGGAUUGUGCUUCCGCCAAAAAGGUGCUCAGAGCCAAAGAGUUGGCCUCAACAUCAAAUGCUGCCCGAAACGUCCCCAACAGGGCGGCCGAUCUCACCGAUCUCGGGCAGUUGGCUAAGGGCACUCCCCUCGCCCUAAGCAAGUAUGCCAGGGUGGGGUCCAUCGCCUUAAACUCCUUCUUCAUCGGCAUGGACCUCUACUUAAUCUGCAAAGACAGCAUCAGCCUGGCCAAUGGGGACAAGAGCGAAGUGUCAAGGGUCAUCCGCGAGAAGGCCAGUCUGUGGAAGACCGAGCUGGAUGCAUGGGAGAAGAUCCUUCACUCUCUGUGCAUCGGGAGAUUGAGCUUUGAAAUGAGUGAGAAGGUCCUGCAGAGGCCAUUUUACACCUAG
Messenger RNA from Conger conger (European conger), 2208 nucleotides. RefSeq lists its product as uncharacterized. Gene Ontology annotation, biological process: lipoprotein metabolic process; lipid transport. The transcript has 5 exons. Lineage: Eukaryota; Metazoa; Chordata; Actinopteri; Anguilliformes; Congridae. The record is from RefSeq and is a predicted model, not a curated record. The coding region runs from base 1 to 2208 and encodes 735 amino acids. Gene Ontology annotation, molecular function: lipid binding. Gene Ontology annotation, cellular component: membrane; extracellular region.